AUGUCAUCGCCCCAAAAGAACAUACUCCUGCUGAUUGCAGACGACCUUGGCAAGUUCGUGGGCUGCUACGGCUGUGAUAGCAUCACAACUCCCAAUCUAGAUCGGCUUGCCGCUGAGGGUGUCAGAUUCACCGAUGCGUUCGCCAGCACUGCGUCCUGCAGCGGCAGUCGGUCCACCAUAUACACCGGACUACAUACCCAUGAGAAUGGGCAGUAUGGCCUGGCAUGGUUCAAGAGCCAUUUCCAAACCUUUGAUCACAUCGACUCCGCUCCUAAGCUCUUCAAUCAGGCCGGAUACAUGACCGGAGUCGUCGGCAAAAUUCACGUGGGACCGCCCGAAGUGUACUCCUGGACUACCAGAUGGGAGAGCGAGACCAGAGAUGUAGCUCGUGUGGCCGAUGAGGGCGAAGCUUUUCUGAAGUCUGCCAAGGACAGCAACAAGCCUUUCUUCCUGACUGUAGGCUACAUUGACCCACAUCGUGAUAUCAAGACCCGGGGAGAGUUUGGCAACGUUACAGAGCAAUAUGGGGAUCGCAUCUCUUUGCCCGAUGUGAGCAUCGAGGACGUCGAGGUUCCCCAUUGGAUCACCGACUUGCCUCAAACCAGAGCCGAGUUCGUGGAGUACUACAAGGCAAUCAACAGAACGGACACCGGAGUGGGAUUGAUGCUCGAUGCAUUGGAGAGACAAGGUCUCGCUGACGAAACCCUGGUCAUGUUCUGCUCCGAUAAUGGGCCACCCUUUCUCAACUCCAAGACCACACUGUACGACGCUGGGAUCCAUUUGCCGCUCAUCGUUAGACAGCCUUGUUUGAAGGCUGAGAGAGGACUCGUUAAUCCAAACAUGAUCUCUUACAUUGACAUCCUUCCCACGAUGCUUGACUGGGCAGGACUCGAUUUGUCCUUGAAGACGCCUGACAGUCAGUCGCCGGCGAGACGCGGUCGUUCCUUCCUGCCGAUUCUCGACCAAACAAAGCUAUUGGAUGAGAGUUCCUGGCAGCAGCACAUAUUCGGGUCUCACACAUUCCAUGAGAUGCAGAACUACUGGCCCACAAGAGUCAUGCGGACGAAGCGAUACAAGUAUCACCGCAAUAUUGCCUGGCGGUUGGACUUUCCAUUUGCAGCUGACUUGUACGCAAGUUUGAGCUUCGAAGACAUCCGCAACAUGCAGCCACCAGUUAGAGUUGGUGAUCGUGCUUUGAAGGAUUACAUCUUUCGCCCACCCGAGGAACUUUACGAUCUCGAGAAGGAUCCACAAGAAGUUAGGAAUCUUGCCGGUGAUACAGCUCAUCAAGAACUUCUUGUUGAAAUGCGGGAAAAGCUUAGCGAAUGGCAAAAGCUCACGGGCGAUCUUUGGCUUUACAGAGAUGGACAGAGCGUGACCGUUCUGUCGAGAUAUGCUAGAGAUGGACUGGAAAUUCCAGAUCGACUUGACUUUGAUGCUGAUCAGCCAAGUACGAAAAAUGUACCUAUGACGAAGCAUCUUGCUGCAGACGCAUAUGGCAGCGGGUCGCAAAUCUACUGA
Messenger RNA from Ramularia collo-cygni, 1521 nucleotides. Its product is annotated as related to N-sulphoglucosamine sulphohydrolase precursor. Lineage: Eukaryota; Fungi; Ascomycota; Dothideomycetes; Mycosphaerellales; Mycosphaerellaceae. The record is from RefSeq and is a predicted model, not a curated record. The transcript has 5 exons. The coding region runs from base 1 to 1521 and encodes 506 amino acids. Gene Ontology annotation, molecular function: arylsulfatase activity.